This is a messenger RNA of Coffea eugenioides, 1275 nucleotides long. Its product is annotated as NADPH-dependent oxidoreductase 2-alkenal reductase-like. The transcript is spliced from 5 exons. The record is from RefSeq and is a predicted model, not a curated record. Gene Ontology annotation, molecular function: oxidoreductase activity, acting on the CH-CH group of donors, NAD or NADP as acceptor. NCBI's taxonomy places the organism in Eukaryota, Viridiplantae, Streptophyta, Magnoliopsida, Gentianales, Rubiaceae. Bases 75 to 1133 code for a protein of 352 amino acids.
CUUGGAGUGGGAGGAACAAUUUUCUUUUUCAUGCACACAGAAUUUUGAAGUUUUGAGGAUUGCAAGAAACCUCAAUGGAAGUAACAAACAGAUACGUAGUGAUUAAACAUAUUAUUGAUGGAGCACCACAGGAGUCAGACUUUGAGCUUAGAACUGAACCUCUUACUUUAUCAAUUGAGCCCGGAAAAGAUGAAGUCAUCGUCAAAAAUCUCUUCUUAUCGAUUGAUCCAUACCAAUUGAACCGCAUGACGAGCCAAAGUUGCUUUCAGCAAGCAACCAACAUUGCAGGUGCCCUCAACCCUGGCGAGGAAAUUGAUGGUUAUGGUGUGGGGAGAGUUGUCGCUUCUGGCAAUCCUGAAUUUAAAGAGGGGGACUUGGUUUCCGGGUUCCUGAGCUGGGCAGAGAACAGCAUCAUAAAAGAGGGUACCAGCAAAUUUAAAGGAGCUAAGUUAAAUAAGGUGGAGACCAUGGGAUUUCCACUUUCUUACCAUGCAGGAUUUCUAGGAUUCAGUGGGAUAACAGCUUUUGCUGGACUUUUUGAAGUGUGUAAACCCCAGAAAGGGGAAACAGUGUUUGUUUCUGCUGCCUCAGGAUCUGUGGGAAGUUUAGUUGGGCAGUAUGCCAAGCUCUUUGGGUGCUAUGUGGUAGGCUGUGCUGGUAGCCAAAAAAAGGUAGACUUGCUCAAGGAGAAGCUUGGUUUUGAUGAAGCAUUCAACUACAAAGAGGAAAUUGAUCUUAAGUCAGCCCUUAAAAGGUACUUCCCUAGUGGGAUUGACAUAUAUUUUGACAAUGUGGGAGCAGAAAUGUUAGAAGCAGCAAUUGAAAACAUGAAUCCAUUUGGUAGAGUGGCUGUUUGUGGCGUUAUAUCAGAGUAUACGAAUGAAGGAAAACGUGCAGCUUUAAACAUGGUGGAUGUCAUAUACAAGAGGAUCACAAUUCAAGGAUUUCUUGCUGCUGAUCACUUCCAAGUUUAUAAGGACUUCCUUUCAACCACACUUGAGCACCUCCAGAGUGGGAAGUUCCACGUUCUUGAAGACAUAUCGCGUGGUGUGGAAAGCAUACCAUCAGCUUUUGCAGGACUUUUUCGAGGUGAUAAUGUUGGGAAAAAAAUGGUUCAAGUAGUUGAUGAUUAAGUACCAGAUCAUUUUGCUGGAGUCAUAAUUGAGCAAAAGUAAGUAAAUGAAGAUUAGGGAGCUGGGGAAGGAAAAGGGCUUUAAAUCUCAAGGAUUUCUUGGCUGUAACUGAUCUUGUAAACAAUAAUAUCCCACUGUUGGA